Messenger RNA from Vigna angularis (adzuki bean), 676 nucleotides. RefSeq lists its product as uncharacterized. The coding region runs from base 149 to 430 and encodes 93 amino acids. NCBI's taxonomy places the organism in Eukaryota, Viridiplantae, Streptophyta, Magnoliopsida, Fabales, Fabaceae. The transcript is spliced from 3 exons. The record is from RefSeq and is a predicted model, not a curated record.
AUAUUUUAUUCAAGAGUGCUAGCCUUGGUCCUCCAUAUAAGGACCUUCUUGGCCCUUCUCCUAGGUCAUCUCACAAAGCCUUGUUCUUCUCUUUUCUCUCAAUUACUCAUCAUAUUCCCCUCUUUCUAUAGAUAUCUAUACUGAUAUCAUGGAGACCAAACCCCUCUCUAGGCUUCUUGUUAUUCUUCUGAUUCUUUCAUGUGUUGUAUUUGCUGCUGCAGUUCCUGCAACAAGAAGCACUAUUAUUGGGAAAAAAAAUCCUUUAGUGCAAGAUCAUCUGGCUAAGGUGGAUCCAGUUAUGGGGUUAAGUUAUAGCGAGGAUGACAUGAAGGAAGAGAUUGCUGAGAGCAGAAUGCUGAGGGAUAUAGUGGACUACCCUGGAACAAGACCAAAUCCAGCUCAUGAUCCAAAAUCUCCUGGAAAACCUUAACUUAAUCUUGGAAAUCAGGGUUCUUAUUAGAUAUUUAGUUAGAUAGAAGUGUCAUGAUAUGGUUUGGGUUUGUCCUGGCUUGCAAUCUUCAAAAUGUGUUUGUCUGUAUGAAAAGGUUCUGAUGUAAGAUCCAUCCUUGUUAAUUAAGCUGUUGUUUUAGCUCAUAAGAGCUUUGGUAUUCCACAUAUAUAAAUCAAAAGGUAUGUUGUAAGAUAUAUGGAAAGGUCAAAUCUGAGGCUUUUGUAA